Messenger RNA from Fonsecaea monophora, 1938 nucleotides. RefSeq lists its product as hypothetical. The coding region runs from base 1 to 1938 and encodes 645 amino acids. The transcript is spliced from 8 exons. The record is from RefSeq and is a predicted model, not a curated record. Lineage: Eukaryota; Fungi; Ascomycota; Eurotiomycetes; Chaetothyriales; Herpotrichiellaceae. Gene Ontology annotation, molecular function: monooxygenase activity; flavin adenine dinucleotide binding.
AUGAGUAACGACAGAGUAUCCUCGAAUCGAGUCUCGAAGCGGACUCCAGCCGUGGCCAUCGGCGAACUUCCAGGCUCUUUGCCAAAGUCCCAGAUCCCGGCAGACACGGACUGUGAAGCAGUCGCUCGCGCCCAUCUACCACGACUCCUAUCGCUGUCAGUGGACCAUGUCACAGAUUCUGUGAUCUGGAGAGAUUUACUGGCAUUGACGGGCACGUUCCGGACCUUCUACAGCGCACCGAGCGUGACGGAGGCGUGGACAAACACGUUUGGUCGCCACGGCCAGGUCGACGACUUGCAGCUGACGCCGGGCACUGCAAAGGUCUUCAGCGUGCUCGACGCCUCGUCCUGGAUCGAUGCACAAUUCACCUUCCACGCCUCGCCGGGUGGUCUUCAACUGCGCUGCUCCGGGUUCAUCUCUCUGGUGCCGACCGACAACAAAGGAUGGAAGAUCUGGAUGAUUCGCACGAUCCUGGACGAGGUGGCAGAUUAUGGCAACGUCGAUGUCCUGGACCCAGUCGUGCCUCACAUCAAAGAGAGGGACAACGGACUUUCUCAACACUUUGACGCUCUGGUAAUCGGCGGGGGUCAAGCAGGACUGGGCAUCGGUGGACGCCUGCAAGCUUUGAACGUCUCUUACCUCGUGGUCGACAAGUUCGACUCCGUGGGAGACAGUUGGAACAUAAGAUACGAUUCCACCAAGCGUGAGUCCAAUCCCUCCUUCCGGGAAUUUGUACCAUCAACUCGCCGCCAUGUAUCCAGAGCUGACCAUGAUAUUAGUCCACACGUCUCGAGAAUAUGGCAAGUAUUUGGUACUUCGACGUCGUCGCUCUCCAUGAUUAACUUCAGACUUGCAGGACACUUGCCCUUCUACCGCACCUACGACGACUCAUAUCCCGAGUUUCUGACAAAGGCGGAUAUUGCAAAAGGCCACAAAGACUAUGUCAAGAGAUUCGGAAUCAAUAUCUGGCAGUCGACCGAACUCAUCUCCAGCUCGUGGUCAACUCAACAGAAGAUCUGGACUUGCAGGUUGAUUCGAGGCGGUGAAGAAGUUACCGUGACGGCGUUCCAUCUCGUCUUUGCCGGCGGUUCAGGCGGACGGUGGCCCAUGAUGCCCUCGUUGCCGAACAGGGAACAGUUCAAAGGCAUCGUCCUGCAUUCAUCCGACUAUCAAAAUUCGAAUGACUGGCGCGGCCUCCACGGAGUCGUUGUGGGCUCGGCAAAUACCGGACAUGAUGUCGCUGAGGACAUGUUGAAUGCGGGCGUUGCAUCAGUGACGAUGGUUCAGAGGGGUCGGACAUAUGUACUCCCGGCUGAACACUACAUGGCAGUGACCAAAGCAUUCUACAACCUCGACAUUCCAACCGAGAAAGCUGACGGGGAGAGCUUUUCCUUCCCUGCUUCCAUCCGCCGCCAAAUCAUCCUGAACCUCCUGCACGCAAUGGCCCGGGAUGAUAGCGAGCGAUUCGAUGCCCUCCAAAAGGCAGGCUUCGACGUCGAAAGAUACGGAGACCUGAUGCACAUCCUGUUCGAACGUCUCGGCGGCCACUACAUGGACGUGGGGGCCUCGGCGAAGAUCAGCGACGGAUCGAUCAAGGUCAAGUCCGGAAGUUCUCCCACCCACUACACGGCCACGGGGCUCGCAUUCGACGACGGCACGGAGCUCGAAGCCGACGUUAUUGUCUUCACCACGGGCUUUGUGGGCAACCUGCGCCAGAUCGCCGGACAGAUAGUCGGACCCGAGAUUGCGGAUCAGCUCGACGAUUUCUGGAGGGUGGACGCCGAAGGAGAGCUGAGAGGAGCAUUCAAAUACGCUGGGCAUCCGGGACUGUGGUUCACUGGGGGCGACAUCGGCAUUGCAAGGUACUAUGGUCGAUUCAUUGCCUUGCAGAUCAAAGCACACUUGAUGGGGACUCCGCUGAGAGUGUACGAUGCGUGA